ACAGAAAAUGCUGACAGAUCCAGAAAGGACACAAACUGAAUAAAAGUUAUUUUAAAAAGCUGUUUAAAAGAAGUGUAAAUAAACUUAUUUUAGAUAAAAUUUUAGGUUUCUGCAAAGUUAAUUACACAAAUUAUACGUCCGUUAUUGCUUUUGGAUCAGGACGCACUUUCUCAUCAUGUUCAGAAUGGACCCGGAGAAGUCCCAUUUGGUACCUGAAAAAGCGCCCAGUAUGUAUACCAUGACGACGGGGAGCUUCAGUCUGUCAGUCAGUGAGUCAGGGAAGAAAGAUGGUGACAUCAGCCAUUGCCACGACAACAGCCGUGCACUUGAAGACAGGGAGAGGGAGAAAAAGCAGGCCAGGAAACGCCUCUACAUUGUCUCCAUAAUCUGUCUGGUCUUCAUGGUUGGGGAAAUCUUUGGUGGAUACUUUGCAGGCAGCUUGGCAGUGAUGACAGAUGCUGCCCACCUGCUAGUAGACUUCACCAGCUUCCUCAUAAGCCUGUGCUCUCUCUGGCUGUCGUCUUGGCCUGCUACACACAGGCUUAACUAUGGCUGGCACCGGGCAGAGAUCCUGGGUGCACUGCUGUCUGUCUUCACCAUCUGGCUGGUGACAGGUGUGCUGGUGUACCUGGCCAUUGAGAGGAUGAUCAAUGAUGACUACACCAUCGAGGGUACAGUCAUGCUCAUCACAUCCGGAUGUGCUCUCCUCGCCAACAUCAUAAUGGCGCUCACCUUACAUCAAUCAGAACAUGGCCACAGCUCUCAUGGACACACCCACAGCCACGGGCAUAGCGCACCAGGGAAGGAGGGAUCUAGGUCGCGGCCCCAAGCGAACAGCAGUGUGCGGGCGGCCUUUGUGCAUGUGGUGGGAGACCUCCUGCAGAGCAUUAGCGUGUUGAUUAGUGCCAUCAUCAUCUUCGUCAAGCCUGAGUAUAAAAUUGCUGACCCUAUAUGCACAUUCCUCUUCUCUGUGUUUGUGCUGGGCACCACCGUAAGCAUUAUGCGAGACAUCCUGCUGGUUUUAAUGGAAGGAGCCCCAGCAGGGGUGAAGUACAGUGAAGUGAGAGACCAGCUUCUCGCAGUGAAAGGAGUUAAGGCUGUCCAUAACCUGCACAUCUGGGCCCUGACCAUGAACCAGGCUGUUCUUUCUGCACACGUGGCCAUAGAGGAUGGCAUGGCACCCCAGCCUGUGCUGAAAGAGAUCACCCAGGUCUGUCUCACCAGCUUUAACUUCCACUCCGUCACCAUCCAGCUGGAGCAGCAGUCUGAUCAGAAACCCGGGUGCACCCUCUGUCAAGACCCCAAGAACUAGCCUUGCCUUAUCAAAGAAUAUGAUACAGUCAUAUAUGGCAUCUAAAAUACUGUACAUUAGAUACAUUCUGGAUGUGCCUGAAUAUAUGCCUGGCUAAAUCCCAGAUCUGGCUCUCGCAAACUUGCCACCAAAAUCAUCCCCUGAUUUAAUUGGCUAAAAAAUAUUCUCUCCCUCUCCACCUUCGCUAAUGUGUGGUGAGCUUUCUGGCGCAAAAUGGCUGCCGCGCAUCACCCAAGUGCUUUGGUGUACAUUGGUGGUGGGUGAGGUGAGUUCCCCUUCAUCAGUGUAAAGCACUUUGAGUGUUCAGAAGUUUGGAAGUGUUAUAUAAAUGCAAUGAAUGAAUGAAUGAAUUCAAGUUUAUUUGUCACCACUCUCUUAUAUGAAAGCUAUACAUAUAUUUAAAUAUUUGUUUUGUGUGCAGUCUACUAUAUAAUAAGAAUAAUCUUUAUUCUGUCAAAAAUGUAUUGCUUAUAUACUGCCAUUUGGAUUUGAAAUUGUAUUACUGUAGGGGAUAAACUUAUAAAGGCUUGUUCCUGUGAAGGACUCGCAUAAGGGUACAAUAUAGGGGCAGUAGUCAAAUGGAGAUGAACAUGAGAACCUGAUGUGAGCUUUAUGUGGAGUUUUUGUUCAUCUGUCUUAGAGAAGUCACCAACAGACCAUUACUCGUGUUUGACACAUGUAUGCAUUUUUACCUGCACAAUAUAGUAAAUUUAGCAACCCCACUCCCCCCAACACACACACAUGUCAGUUAAUCUCUUCAAGCCCAUGGGUAAUUUCCUAUACAUAUCCCAUGGUCCAAGUCCAAUUAUACAAUGUUUUAUGGAAAGAAAAUCUUUCACACACAUACAUAUAUAUAUAUAUUUUUUUUUAUUGACUCACGUUUUAUAAAUACAGGUAAUGGUAAUACUAAGGCAUGCCCAUUGGCAAUACUGAAAUUAAAACUCUGCCAUUUACUGUACUAUGGUAUCUUUAAUAAAAGUUGUGUGAUAAGUA
Molecule: messenger RNA, 2305 nt
Organism: Anguilla anguilla (European eel)
Lineage: Eukaryota; Metazoa; Chordata; Actinopteri; Anguilliformes; Anguillidae
Product: zinc transporter 8-like
Exons: 8
Coding region: 176-1312 (378 amino acids)
Biological process (GO): zinc ion transmembrane transport; response to zinc ion; response to glucose
Cellular component (GO): plasma membrane
Molecular function (GO): zinc ion transmembrane transporter activity
Source: RefSeq, a predicted model, not a curated record